Messenger RNA from Trifolium pratense (red clover), 787 nucleotides. RefSeq names its product protein FAR1-RELATED SEQUENCE 5-like. Bases 212 to 787 code for a protein of 191 amino acids. Lineage: Eukaryota; Viridiplantae; Streptophyta; Magnoliopsida; Fabales; Fabaceae. The record is from RefSeq and is a predicted model, not a curated record. The transcript has 2 exons.
CACAAAAUCACAAAAGAUUUUGGUCCUUCAACCACAUGUUCUUCCUCUGUUUUGUUAGAGAGAAUCACAAAAUUCCUCUUCGAGUGUCACCGUCACGCCGUCACGCCGUCACGCUCUCACGCUCGCCGUCGUUGUUCUCGUGAGAUCAACUCUUCACGUGUGCGACGCUUUUCUCUUCUCCGACUGAACAAUAACACGCUAUAAUUUAAAAAUGUCUACAUAUAGUGAAACAACGGUGCAUCUAGAAUGUGAUACAGAUGAUGAAGUAGAAAUUAAUAGCGGUAAUGACUUGUGCAGUCAGCAAGGGAAUGAGAACUCCAAUGAUUACAAAUGUAUCAGUGAUUUGACAGAUGAUGAUAUAAGGGGUAUGGAAUUCAGCACAGAGACAGAAGCUACAUCAUUUUACAAAUUGUAUGCACAUUUCCAUGGGUUUGCUGUAAGAAAGGAUGAUGUAAAACGUGAUCGUGAAAAGAAGAUUUAUAUGCGUCAAUUACUUUGCAAUAAAGCGGGUACUAGCACUGGUAAUAUGAGGCCAACUACUCGAACUGGUUGUGAAGCGAAACUUCGACUACUCUAUGAUGUUGAUUGUAAAAAAUUUAGAGUUUCUGUUUUCAACCCUACUCACAACCAUGAUUUAACUCCUGAACGUUUUGUUCAUUUGAUUCCUAACUAUCGUAAAUUGACUGAGGCGGAUAAACAAGUUGUUAAUGGCUUUAUUUCCAGGGUAAGGCUGAUGGUGAUGCAUCAUUUUUUUCAGAGUUUAGUUUUACAGAUGAUGGACGCCUAG